AUGGCAAACGAAUGGGCUCCGGCCAGUACGGAAUAUCCUGCAACUCCCGGAUCCACGGAAGCCUCGUCUCAAAUGCAACAUCUGGCGGACGAUAUAAAAUGUUAUGAUGUGCUAGUUUGCGAUAAGACGGCGCUAAAAAUGGCAAACGAGUGGGCUCCGGCCAGUACGGAAUAUCCUGCAACUCCUGGAUCUACUGAAACCUCGUCUCAAAUGCAACAUCUGGCGGACGAUAUGUAUGACAAGGUGGCUGCAUAUCUACAGGGGCAAAUUGAAGGGAGUGUUGCGGAAUACAAAUUGCUUGAGGAUUUGAAUAAUGUGACAAGUCAGCGUUACGAUGAUAUGAAGCAGGUGGCUAGUGAUGAAACGCUACGCCCGUAUUUGCAACAAAUCGAUGAAGUUGAUGAAAACACUCGAAAAUUGGAGGAAGCGGCUGGUAUGCUGGAGCGCUACGUGACAGCUCUCGGUAAAUUUUUCGUUUCCUUGUAA
Gongylonema pulchrum is the source of this 486-nucleotide messenger RNA. Lineage: Eukaryota; Metazoa; Nematoda; Chromadorea; Rhabditida; Gongylonematidae. The record is from the annotation of a GenBank genome assembly.